ACCUUAAUUCAACCUCUCUUAAUUAGCUAUCAAGAAAAAGCACCUAAAGCACAAAGCGCGAGCUAUUUCUCACCAACUCCAAUGGAGAAAAGCGAAGCAACCACCAUUGAAGUUGCUGAAACCAGCAGAGAAAGGAAAGGGAAAGCACCCCUUCUGGCAGCUCCGGUGCCCGCUGAUCACCAUGCAAAGGCGGCUGGUAACAAAAGGGGUGUCGCGAUUUUCGACCUCAUCCUCCGUAUAAGUGCUGCUGCGGCGGCUUUAGGCGCCACCAUCGCCAUGGGAACUGCCGAGCAAACACUUCCCUUUUUUACUCAGUUCUUCCAGUUCCAAGCUAGUUAUGAUGAUCUCCCCACUUUCUCGUUCUUUGUCAUAGCCAUGGCAAUAGUUACUGCGUACCUUGUUCUCUCCGUGCCCUUCUCCAUUGUCUGUAUUGUUCGACCUGUCGCUGCUGCGCCAAGGCUUCUUCUCAUUCUCUGCGACACGCUGGCAGUUACAUUGGCGACUUCGGCGGGGGGAGCUGCAGCGGCGAUAGUGUACCUAGCCCACAACGGGAACUCGGACGCGAACUGGCUGGCGAUAUGCCAACAGUUCACUGAUUUCUGCCAGAGGGUGAGCGGAGCGGUGGUGGGGUCGUUCAUCACGGUGGCGCUGCUCAUUUUCCUGGUGGUGCUCUCCGCUAUAGCUCUGAAGAAACAUUGAUGAUCAAACAAGAUUGGAUUUGUACAUGGAGUUAAUUAUAUAUGUUGGUGUUUGGGAUGUAUUUGAUUUGCAUUUUUCUUUUUCUAGUUUUCUAAGGUUGUUAAUUUGGUUGAUGUUGUUUGUGGCUGGUGAAGUGAUUCUUGAAUGGAAAGACAAAAUCAAAUGUAUACUCACAUUUGUAUCUAAACAUUUGCAAUUCAAACCACACCGUUC
Molecule: messenger RNA, 912 nt
Organism: Sesamum indicum (sesame)
Lineage: Eukaryota; Viridiplantae; Streptophyta; Magnoliopsida; Lamiales; Pedaliaceae
Product: casparian strip membrane protein 1
Source: RefSeq, a predicted model, not a curated record